AUUCCGCUCGGCAGCAGGAAUGGUAACUUGGGAAAGUGUUGUAGUGGCUGUUAAAGACGACUUGUAAGCACUUUCGGUUAAAGAGAUUCGUUUAUUUUUCAACUCGUACCUGCACUGUAGUGGGUUCGAAUGUACGGUGGUAAGGUCAACCUGUUGCUGGUGUCGCGGUAGAGUCUGCUUCGUGUGACCGAGAUGUUCCUUUGUGGAUGGGAUGGCGUCUGGUCCCGUUUGUCUGCGCACUCGUAGCCUCGACAGAACAUUUCCCUUACAAGUGACUUUAUAACUCUUCUUGCUCGGGAAGAUGCACGUUUCUCUGGCAGAAGCCUUGGAGGUGCGUGGAGGUCCUCUCCUGGAGGAGGAGGUGUGGGCAUUACUCAGCCAAAGUGCAGAGAGCCUCCAAGAUCUCUUUCACAAAGAUCCUACAGCUGUGGGCUUCAUCAUCUCUCCCUGGUCCAUCCUCCUCAUGCCAUCUGGAAACAUCUCAUUUACAGAUGAAUAUGUCACCCAGCAGGACGUACGAGCUUUUACAUCUCCAGAGGUCCUGGAGGGGGUCAACUUGACUUCUGUCUCAGACAUAGAAAAGAUGCAUAUGUACUCUCUGGGGAUGACCCUAUUCUGGGGAGCAGAUUACGAGAUCCCCCAAAGUCAGCCUAUGAAGUUAGGGGAACACCUGAACAGUCUGCUUCUCAACAUGUGUGACGACGUGACAUUGAGUCGUUUGUCACUGCGCACCGUGCUGGAUGUCUGCAGCAAACAAAUCAGAAACUCUAGCUGUGACCCUCCCUUCACCUAUGUCAGAAAACUGGUCCGUUUGGUACUGGGCAGCCUUUCUCAGCUGGAUGGUUUGCUGACGGAUAGAGAGUCUCUGCCUGAGCGGAGUAAGGAGAUUCGGGAGAGGUUGAGAGGAAAAGGCUUACCUACAGGGAGGAGUGCUGCCUCCAGAGUUUUAGAGCGUUACAGAGCCAGGUCUCAGGAGCAGGCAUCUCUUAACCGGGGCCUCAGUCGAUCCAUGGGGUCCCUGCCAAUCCAGGAUCUUUUAAAGGGGGAUGACAGGACAACCCAUCAGUAUUCUGUGUCUGACUACCACUCUGACACGCCAACAGAACGCUAUGCUAAACCUCAGCCACUCCAGCACCAACAGUCAUACCCUUAUCUGCAUCCUCUUCACCCCCAGCAAAAGGGCCGGCCUGUUGAACUGGACAGAAGGUCUUUACCCUUCUAUAGUGGAGACCUAGGGCCAAGCCAGCCCAGGAAGAGUUGGGCUUCUUCUGUGGACCUAGCAUGUAUUGACCCAGAAGCUCUCCGAUUUGGAGCUUUAGAGGAUGCACGAAGAGGCAGCAGCGCACUAAGUACCCACUCCAUAGGGAGGUACAAUGCACCUUUGCGGGCAUCCAAGGGGAGUGAUCCAUAUUAUUCCGAGUUCGGUGGGCUGAAGAGUAGGAAGCCUCAUCAUCACUCGGCCCACUCUGUAGGCUCGGGCCUCGGAGCAUAUGACAAGAUCAAGGAGAGUCAAAGAAAACUUCAGAUGCUACGACAAGCAGUGGAAGACCCGGUCCACACCCAUCAGAGGUACCACAGUGAUUACAGUUCAUCCAGCGAAAGCCCUUCAUUGACUUCAUCUGAUCCAGAUUAUAGACAAGCCAAGAAACCAGGUGAGGUGAGGAAGUUCGGGUCACAGGGGACCCUCUCUGCUGAACACGAUGCCCUGUCACUUACGAGCCACAAUACACACAGGCACAGGCAGUUUGACUGUGCAGCUGAUGAUGGUCUAUCUGGAGCAGAGCUCCUCCUCCACAGGCAGGAGGAGGUGCAGCGGCUUCAGGCCCACCUUGCCAGUAGGCUGUCCAGGACCAACGUCUAUUCCAUAGAUGAGCCUGCGCCAUUAAGCACUAUGCUUGACCUUCAAGACCCCCUCUACCCCUCUACUAUGCCACUCCGCAAGCCCAAGAACUUUCACGGUGCUGAGUUUGUGAAAAUGGCCAGUGAGCCUUGUGUUGCCUUGACUGUCCCCUCUUCACUAACGAAACGUGGGAAGGUGGAGGACGUGCAGAGGAAAGUGGGCGUCGUACUGCUCAAUGGCCAGAAGCUGGAGAUGAGCUGCGACAUCAAAGCUGUUUGUAAAGAUGUUCUUGAUAUGGUUGUUGCCCACAUUGGGCUGGUGGAGCACCAUCUUUUUGGCCUCGCAUACCUUAAAGAUACUGAGUUUUUCUUUGUUGAGCCUGAUGCCAAACUGUCCAAAUUGGCCCCAGAAGGAUGGAAAGAGGACCCAAAAAAGAGGAAAAUCGAUGUGCCCUUUAACCUUUUCUUGCGCAUCAAAUUCUUCCAUGAUGAUGUCAGUCUCAUACAGCAUGCUAUGACCAAACAUCAGUACUACCUACAGCUGAGGAAGGAUAUCUUGGAGGAGAGGAUGCGCUGUGACACGGAAAAUGCCAUAUUGCUGGCCUCUCUUGCACUGCAAGCAGAAUUCGGCGACUACCAACCUGAGCUUCAUGGGAAAACCUAUUUCAGACUGGAACACUACCUGCCGCUGUCUGUCCUUGAUAAAGUGGAGCAGUCAGCCAUCAAAGAGGAGCUGCCUAAACUUCACAGCAACUACUAUGGAGCAACUGACUCAGAAGCAGAGUUUGAGUUCCUCAAGGUGAGCCAGAAGCUGACAGAGUAUGGAGUCCAUUUCCAUCGAGUACUUCCUGAGAAGAGAUCCCAGACGGGCAUCAUGCUGGGCGUCUACUCCAAGGGGGUGCACAUCUUUGAGGUCCUUAAUGGAAAUCGUACCCCGGUACUACGGUUCCCUUGGAGGGACACCAAAAAGAUCUCCUUUGCCAAGAAGAAAAUUUGUCUUCAAAACACAUCCGAUGAGAUUAAGCAUCUAUUUCAAACUGACAGCAACAAGACGUGUCAGUAUCUGCUCCAGCUCUGUUCCGAUCAGCACAAGUUCCACCUUCAGACAAAGGCACGCCAAAACAACCAGGAGCUACAGGAUUUGGAGAAUUGUCCCCUAAGCAGUUUGCAGUAUUCCCUUGAAUCUCAAAGUGGAGACGCAGCACAGAGGUCAGUGAGCUCGGGUAACCUGGCCCCCUCAUUAUCGACUCGCUCCAAUCCAGACCACCUGAACAGGAUCUCGUACUCCGAGGCAAACCUCAACAAGGCGCCAUCAGCCAAGCUGCUGCCCCCGAAUGAGCUGCUUUUUCCAGGUUUCAAUCCAUGGUUCUCCGUCAGUCCUAAUCCACGGUUAAUGAGUCGGUCUCACCACAACCUCACGGAGAUGCCAGAGUCUCCAGAGUACGGAGCGGCAGUGUCCUAUCACGGUCAGACAGACACCGGACCGAGCCUGGCUCAGACCCACCAAGCAUCCUCUCACUUCCAGCAAAAUCAGCGAGCCAGCUCUGACACAGACUCCGUCUCACACCAAGAAAAAGCAUUUGACAAAGUGUCCCACAGCAGUCCAUCCUGGAACCUCAAUAGAUCCAAAAUAGAGUCCGAUGCUUCUUCCACAGAAGAUACUGGCCAAGCAUAUGUAGUAGGGGUCAGUAUGCAUAAUUCCUCUGGUCUUCCAUCAACCCCAGUCUCUCUUAAUGAUUCACUAAUGAAAAAAGUCAGUGCCUUACCUCUUCCAGAGAGAGAAAUCACAACUGUAAAGCUGAAAAAAGAUGCGAAAUAUGGUCUAGGUUUGCAGGUUGCAGGAGAGGAGAACUCUGGUCGUACAGACCUUGGAACCAUCAUUACCUCCAUUACUCCUGGAGGUCCUGCUGACAUCAAUGGCUGUCUCAAACCUGGUGACCGCCUGAUUUCUGUGAAUGACGUGAAUCUCGAAGGUAUCCCUCAUGCCACCGCCACUGAUGUUUUAUGGAAUGCCCCUGCUGAUGUUACACUGGUGGUGUUGCAGCCCAAAGAGAGGUUGUACAAAGGUAUUCCAGAGACUUCUUUCAGCUCCGUUCCCUACCUGCUCGACUCUGAAGUGAAGACCCUUCAGUCUGGCCAGAAAGGGGAAAUGGAUUUUGACUCUUCAUCAGAAGAGCUGGGAAUUGGAAGCUCUAGUCCUCUUCUCCACAGAGCUGGCACAUCCUCAUCUCCAUCCUCCCCAGUCCGCUAUCAAAUCAUCCUCAGUUCUCAGGAGCCUAAGCCAAACAGUGUUGUGAAAAUCAGCCAGUCACCCAAUCAAGGAUUUCAGCAGAGCCUUGAUGGAGCUGCUACCAGCUUUACAGCACCAUCCAUUACUCCUUCUACCUCCCAUCGACCAGAACUGAAUGUGGAUUUAGACCCUGUGCCACCAGCUCUGCCACCCAAAACUAGGAAAGCUAAAGUCUUGGAAGCUCCUAAGGUUUCUGAACAUUCUGACUUGGGGGAUUCAGACAUGGAUGAGGAGACUUCCAGCAGUCAAGAGAAAUUCAUAGUUAAAAAGGAACACGUCUUGGAAAAUUUAAAUGCUAAUGACACAGAAGUCAGUAGUCUCCAUCCAGGAGGUCUAUUUGACGUUGAGCUGUGUAAAAAAGACAGCAGCCUGGGCAUAAGUGUCAUGGGCGGAGCCAACACAACUGUCCAAAAUGGAGGCAUUUACGUUAAAGGCGUUACACCAAAAGGUGCUGUUGACCUUGAUGGAAGAAUACAGAAAGGUGAUCGUGUGGUGGCUGUCAAUGGAAAAAGUCUUGAGGGAGCCACUCAUCAACAAGCAGUGGAAAAUCUCAGAGACACCGGGCAGAUGGUGCGCUUGUUGUUGGAGAAGGGUCGGCUGCCACCAAAGCGUGUUCAUGCUCCCAUCACUUCUCAGAGCACUCCACCUUAUGGAGGUAGUGACCAAGAUCAGACCAAGAACAAAGAGCAGCCUGUUGAGGUCAAAAACAAACCAGAAUACAGUUUUGUCACACAAGAUAAUGUUUUUGAGGUGAGCUUGCUGAAGAACACAUCAGGGCUGGGCUUCAGUUUUAGUCGAGAGGAGAACAUCCUGGACGAGCCCCCUGGCACCAGUAUGGUGCGUGUUAAAAAGCUGUUUCCUGGCCAACCAGCAGCAGAGAGCGGACGCAUAAACGUGGGCGAUGUCAUCAUGCGAGUCAAUAAAACUCCCCUCAAAGGCCUCUCUCAACAUGAGGUGAUUUCAGCAUUGCGAGGAACAGGCCAGGAGGUGACUUUGCUCCUGUGUAGACCUGAACACGGCAUCCUUCCCGAGUUGGACACUUCAGUUUCAACACCCAAGCCAUCACCCCGAAAGGAGCCCUUGAAAACUGCAGAGUCCAAUGUGAAUUUAAGCAGUGGAACUUCUCCCUCAGACAGCACAAACAAGAGGAGUCAUGGCACUGUACAGGAUGCCCUGGAAAGGCUAUUGCAUAAGAGCCCAGGCCGACGAAACAGUUACAGUGACAGCACUGAUGGGGAUGAGGAGGUGGAAGAAGCCUUCACUCCAAAUACCUGGGAGCACACCAGGCAAAGCUGGGACCGAAGUGUCUACCACACCCCGAGUAGCAACCUGACUCUGGGACGUUAUGAUAGCACUGGUCAAUUGGAUGACACAGUCACCUCAGCCUUCUACUCCCCUAACCUGUCAAUGACAAGAUUAGAUCUGAGGAGUCAGUCAUCACCAGUGACAGCUGAGCUGAAGUCAUCCCCACUGCCAAUGGUAUCCUCUCUCAAUGCUCCAAGUCCCGAUCCCCUGCCUCUUCCGCUGCUUUUGCCUUUAAAUAUUACCACGUCCGGCAAUGGACAGGACAUGGAUGAAUUUGUCCCGGAGGUAGAACUAAAGAUCUCCUUGGUGAAGUCAGAAAAGGGCAGCCUGGGCUUUACUCUCACCAAAGGGAAUGAUCAGGGAUGUUACAUCCAUGACAUCGUUCAGGAUCCAGCCAAAGGCGAUGGCAGGCUAAGGCCUGGGGACAGAAUGAUCAUGGUGAACAACACUGAUGUAUCCAGAUUUGGCCACACUGAGGUAGUCAACCUUGUGCGUGCUGCGCCUCGGGUAGUUGACCUGGUGGUGGCACGAGUGCUCGAGGCACCUAAGCCCCCCAUAGAAGCCCAUGUGCUGCCUGAUAUCUGCUUUAAGAAACACCAAAAGCCGCUGGGUUUGGCUUUGGGCGGCGGUAGUGACAGUGCAUACAACAUUUUGUUUGUGCAAGACAUCGUACCAGGUUUACUGGCCUCUGAGGAAGGCAGCCUGAAACAGUUUGACAUAAUCCACUACAUCAACGGGGCUCCCACCCAGGACCUCACCCUGAGUGAGAGCACCAGACUGCUGGAGCUCUCUCUUGAGGAUCUCACUCUCAAAGCAACAAGGGAUGGAAAGCCAGUUUGUCCUGAGCACAAAAGUGUCUCUUUUCGCAAUAACAUCAGCUCCAGUGUUAAUGGCUGUCUUAAAGGGGAAGACGGAGGAGACACAGAUGGCCUUGCUGCACUUUGUCCUCCAGAGGAGGAGAUCAUAAAGCUGGAGCUGCAGAAACCACAGUCCAGCGGUCUUGGUUUUUCGGUAAUUGGUGGAGAAAGGGGAAUCUUUGUCAAGUCCAUCAUGCCAGGAGGAGCCGCAGACUCGUCAGGAAAGCUGCAAGUCGGAGACAGGCUGCUGAAAGUGAAUGAAGACUUAAUGACAGGUGUAUCUCACGCUAAAGCUGUCACCACAAUCCGUAAAGCUAAAGGCCUCGUGCACCUUGUGGUGUCCAGACCACCAGAUCAGAACCCCAACACAUACUUGGCCUAUCUGCCCAUCAACUCUGACAAGUGUAAUGGAAACACAGAUGUGAGUGAAGAUGGUGGUGUGAAGACAAAGGUCUCUGUUCCCCAUAAGGAGCCAAAAUCUAGCAACAUCCCUUCCUUACCACCAAUAGAUUAUGAAGAUGAUUCUCAGGACCACAAACGACAGACUAAGCCGAGCACAGAGCUUUCUGAGGACACAGACUGUGACGGUUUUUCUUUACCUGAAGACUCCCCCGAGAGUUCCCACAAGGUGGACUGGCCAGAGGAGAGUGUGGACGAGCUAAGAAAUGCAAACUAUCUGCAAAUGGGUGCUGGACAGCCAGAGGAGGAUGAAAUAACGUGGGGCAGUGAUGAGCUGCCGAUUGAAAACAUUAACUCCAAAUCUGCAGAUGACGGGCCUAUUGUCACAGAGGAAGAGCUGACCUUGUUGCCGCUGGUCAAAGUGGUUCCUGACGGCCAAUACACGGGAACCAAACUCAGCACGGUGGUCCGCAUGAUGAGAGGGCUUCUGGAGCAGGAAGUCCCACUGCAGGAGUUUGAAAACCUUCAGAAUCUGCAGCCCUUGGAUGACUGUUUAAUAGGGCAGACGAAAGAGAACAAGAAGAAGAAUCGCUACAAGAAUAUUGUUCCAUUUGACACAACACGAGUCAUGCUGGGCAACAAUGGUGGCUACAUUAAUGCCAACUUUAUCAAGAUGCCAGUGAAGGAUGAGGACUUUGUUUACAUCGCCUGCCAGGGACCUUUGCCCACCACCAUGGCUGACUUUUGGCAGAUGGUCUGGGAGCAGAAGUCUAACGUGAUCGCCAUGAUGACCCAGGAAGUGGAGGGAGGGAAAGUGAAAUGUCAGCGCUACUGGCCUGACACACCGAGGACAGCAGAGAUGGUGGAUGACCAUUUACAGAUCACACUGAUCAAAGAUCAAAAACUGGAUAACUUUAUCAUCCGACUCAUCGAUGUCAAAGACAUCAAGACCAACAGAGUCCUUCGUGUUACUCAUCUGAACUACACGGGUUGGCCGGACCAUGGAACGCCAUCCCAGCCUGAACAGCUGCUCAUUUUCAUUUCCUACAUGAGACACAUUCAUCAAUCAGGACCAGUAAUCACUCACUGCAGCGCAGGCAUCGGCCGGUCAGGAACCCUGAUCUGUAUCGACGUGGUUCUGGGUCUCAUCAGCAAAGAUGCAGAUUUUGAUAUUUCAGAUGUUGUAAGAACCAUGAGACUCCAGAGACAGGGGAUGAUCCAAACAGAGGAUCAAUAUGUUUUCUGCUAUCAAGUCAUCCUCUAUGUACUCCGAUGCCUUCAAGCAGAAGAAAACAUCUCAGGAUAGCAGAGCUCGGUGGUUUACAGCAGCAAGGCUACAAUGGAGGAGCAUUGACCUUGGCAGAAGUUGCCAAAUUACUUUUUUUAAUUAGAAUUAUAAUACCUUAAAAUACUUAAUGCCAUGAGCGCACAUCCUUUAAAGAAGUCUAUAUUUUUAUGUUUGCUUUUUGAGUUCUCUUUCUUUGGCUGCUAUUCCCUUUUUCAUGCAUUCCUGAGAACUGCUGAUUGUAUAUCUUAUGUAUCACGGACCAGAGAAUAAAACACACACACAUGCACAAUUUUAAAUUUUUACGAAAGUGAUCAACGAUUUCAUGUCUGGAACAAAAUUUUACUUGUGUAUUUUAAAUACUAUUUUGAAACUGGACCUUGUCUUGACAGAAUACUAUGUCAGUAUUUGCUUUGUAAAUUGUUCACUUCCUGAGGUAAAUGAUGGAAUUAAGUGUACAUAUUCAUUUGCUGAGAAUUAAACUGGAUACAUUUUAAAGUUA
Messenger RNA from Thalassophryne amazonica, 8477 nucleotides. RefSeq names its product protein tyrosine phosphatase non-receptor type 13 (gene ptpn13). Gene Ontology annotation, cellular component: cytoskeleton; nucleus; cytoplasm. Gene Ontology annotation, molecular function: phosphatidylinositol 3-kinase regulatory subunit binding; protein tyrosine phosphatase activity. The transcript is spliced from 49 exons. Bases 302 to 7996 code for a protein of 2564 amino acids. NCBI's taxonomy places the organism in Eukaryota, Metazoa, Chordata, Actinopteri, Batrachoidiformes, Batrachoididae. The record is from RefSeq and is a predicted model, not a curated record. Gene Ontology annotation, biological process: peptidyl-tyrosine dephosphorylation.